AUGUUUGCCAGUAUUUUGUUUCUUGUGAUAUCGUUUCUAAUUGCAUCAGCUGAUAAUAAAGUUGGAGCUAAUAUUCCGAAUUUAGAUGGAUAUUAUUAUAUGUCAAUACCCGAUAAUGAUAAUCAAUAUGUUUUUAAUAUUGAUUAUUCACCUUCUUUCAAUCGACAUAUAGUUACUGUUACUGGACAAUCAUUAGCUUGGGCAACAGCUACAAUAAAUAUAACUAAUGAUACGUCAAUAGAUCUCGUAUGUGAUAAUGGAAAUAUUUUGUCUGGUAUCAUUAGUUAUUCAACAGAUUUACCAACAAUUUGUUGGCCAAAAUUCAAAGAUUUUACAUGUUGGAAACAUCUUCUAUCAAAUAUUACACGUAUUCAUGUUAUUAAUAUGAAUCAUUUAGAUGUUGGUUAUAAUGGUAUUCCAACAACUGGUUUUAUAAAUAAUAUUCUUAAUAUAUAUUUUCAUCAAUAUUUUCCUCGUGCAGCUAUUUUAGCUGAACAAAUUCGUCGAAUAUCUCCUUAUGAUACAUUUGUAUAUACGACACAUCCUUGGUUACUUAGUAUGUUUUUUGAUUGUCCAUCGAAUUUAGUUCUUGCUGGAAUUCAAUUAAAAUGUCCAUCAAAAGAUGAAUUAGAAUUAAUUGAAAGAGCAAUACGUACUGGUGCAAUCACAUGGCAUGCUGGCGCAAUGAAUAUGCAAUAUGAAUGGAUGGAUGAACGAGCUUUAAAUCAAUCAUUAGAUUUAUCUGUUUCAUUAGCAAAACGUUUUAAUGUUCCUGUUCCGUGUGUUAUUAGUGUACGUGAUGUACCUGGUAUACCAAUCGCAAUUAUUCGUUCAUUAAAUCAAUAUUUUUCACAAUAUUGUUCGUUUAAAUCGAUGGUUACAGUAGGAGUUAAUGCAGCGGUAACGGAUGUUGAUGUACCAAAAGGUGUAUUUCGAUGGGGAACAAGUGAUGAUUUAAGUGUACUUGCAACAUGGCAUGUAUUUGGUUAUCCAAAUAAUCCUGGUUCAACAUUUGCAAGUCCAGGUGGUUUAUCACUUGAUGAUCUUGUUAUAGUACCAGAAAUUGGUAUUGGUUUAGCAUUUGCAUUUCGUACUGAUAACCAAGGACCACCAAUGUCAAUUGCUGAAAUACGUCAAAAUCAUGAAAUUCUUCGUCAAUCAUAUCCAAAUGCUCAAAUAAUUUCAUCAUCUUUUCAAAAUUUUCUUGAAGAUAUAGCUGGUAUCGCACCUGAAUUGGAAUUAUUUGAUCGAGAUAUAUCAGAUUCAUGGUUACAAGGUAUUGGAUCAGAUCCAAAACGUGUUCAACAAUAUCAAGCAUUACAAAGAGCAUUAGCAACAUGUUUUGAACGUAAAUUAUGUACUACAGAUGAUGAUCAAUUAGUUAAUGCAAGUCGAUAUCUUAUUAAAAUUCCUGAACAUACAUGGGGUUUACCAUCAUUAUAUGAUGAAAUUAAUUGGAGUAAUAAACAAUUUGAAAAAGUUGUUAAUACAAUGCAAACAUAUAAUAAUUGUCGAUUAGCUUGGCUUGAACAACGAAAAUUUUUUGAUUUAUACUUAGAAACUGUUAAUGAUCAUCCACUCUAUAAUUUAAUACAACAAGAACUUCGUUCUGCAUUUGAUAAUGUUAAAAAACCUAAUUUAGAUCAUUUUAAAGCUGUUUCACCAAUAGAAACAUUCGUAUUAUUUCCAAAAUCAUCCAAUCCAGUCCAUGUUUCAUUCGAUAAAAAUUUAGGAUCAAUUUCAAAUUUAUCGCGUAGUAAUACUAUUUAUUGGACAGAUAAAACUUCUCAAUUAGGAACCUAUGUUUAUAUAACAUAUAAUGAAACAGAUUUUGAUCAUUUAACCGAUACAUAUGGAAAUCCAGGUUAUGAUAAACCAAAUUCAACUGUAAAUGCUAAGCCUGCUUCACAAGUUUGGUUACCAUCAUUGAAAAAAUUCUAUCGUUCUCGAACUGAUGACAAUACUUUCCUUGCUUUAUUAAAUCUUGAUAGUACUACAACUGAAUUAUAUGGUGGUUUUGGUGAAAUAUGGUUAACAUAUAAAUUUCUUGAUGAAACAUCUCUUCAACUUGAAUGGAUGGGUUUAAAUAAAACUGCAACACGUCUUGCUGAAGCAUCAAUGAUAAAAUUUUUACUUCCAAUGCAACCAUCUUGUUCAUUAAUUCAAUAUGAUACAAAAGUUGAUGUUCAACAAGCAGCAAAUAAAUCAUCCUAUUUUCAACGAGGUGUCGAUACAUUUUCAUGUCAAACAAGUUUAUCAUCAAAAUGUUUUGUUACACUCAAUGUUAAAUCCUAUGAUGCACCUAUUGCUUGUCCAAUAUUACAAGGUAAAGAGCCAACAGCUCUUCCAUUUCCAGCACCAGGAGAUUCACCACCAUUAGAUGGUAUGGCAUAUAAUCUACAUAAUAAUGUUUGGGAUACAAAUUAUAUUUAUUGGUAUCCAUUAGUCAAUGGUGAUGAAUCAUGGAGAGCUCGAUUUUUAAUAACUUUUGAUGGAUCAUGUAGUUAA
This is a messenger RNA of Adineta steineri, 2508 nucleotides long. The record is from the annotation of a GenBank genome assembly. Lineage: Eukaryota; Metazoa; Rotifera; Eurotatoria; Adinetida; Adinetidae.